This is a messenger RNA of Effrenium voratum, 398 nucleotides long. Lineage: Eukaryota; Dinophyceae; Suessiales; Symbiodiniaceae. The record is from the annotation of a GenBank genome assembly.
GCAAUGUGCUGCCGCAGUUGUUGGGCGAGGGAAGUAUCAGCCGCCAGCUCUUGAGGGCGGGUCUGAUAUUCAACUCAGUUUCUUCAUGGCUGGUUUCGUGGCUGUGGUGUCUCGGAUUCGCGGAGUGGUGCAUUCUGAUGGUGCUGGAGCAUAUUUUUCAACUCUUCGCUGUCCUGGUCCUCCUCAGAAGCAACACCCAAUUUCACCUGCUCUUCACGAUGCUGGGCUCCGUCCUGGGCUACGUGGGAAGACGCGAGGUGGAGGUUCAGACCGUGCAGGUCAAGAGCUGGGUGGUUUGCCUGGUUUUUACCGUCUUCAGCCUUGUUGCGGGCAUGUGGUUUACGCAGCACCGGGCCUUGCUGUUCCUGCAAAAGAAGCUCUUGGUGCUCUACAACAUA